Molecule: messenger RNA, 435 nt
Organism: Dermatophagoides pteronyssinus (European house dust mite)
Lineage: Eukaryota; Metazoa; Arthropoda; Arachnida; Sarcoptiformes; Pyroglyphidae
Product: 5'-3' exoribonuclease 2 homolog
Source: RefSeq, a predicted model, not a curated record
AUGUUGAGUUUUUCCGAGGUCAACUCACGUAACUAUACGAGAGGAUUUAACUUCAUUGGAGCUUACUUAGAUAGACUUAUUUUAACUUUUACGCCAAACAAACUUAUUUACAUUGCUGUUGAUGGUGUAGCUCCUGCAGCAAAAAUGAUUCAGCAACGCACUAGACGUUAUCGAAAGGCUGGCGAAUUAAUUGCUAAAAAAAAAAUUCACAAUCACAUUAACGAACUUUUACGUUCGAAAGACGCGAGGGAACACAAGAUAUUAGAUUUCAUCAAAGCUAAUAGACAAAAUAAAACAUUUUACAACGCUUCUCAUGUGCUUUUUUCACCUGAUGCAGACUUGAUUUUGCUAUUGCUAGCUUCACAUGUAAAAAAUAUCUUAUUGGUUCGCGAAGCGAUGAGUUUAAACUAUUUUAUAAUACCAUUGCGCGCUUGA